CUUCGAUCUUUCUUGAAUCAACCAUGGAUAUGGCCCCGAAAGAACUUUAAUUUCUCUCAAUCCCAGAAAUUCUUCAAGAAUCGACCUCCACCCCCAAUCAGUCAACCAAGACCUUCUACCUCAUAACCCUAACCCUAACCCUAAUUUUCCUUCUCUCCUUCGCAAUCCCAGCCCACUCUCUCUUCACCCACCCACUCCUCAACCAGCUUCAGGGUCCCUCCACCACAAAUGGACCAUCCUCCUCCUUUUCUAGUUCUUCCACCUCAUUUUCCUCUUCGCAUUAUCUCUCCUCUUCACUGCCACCGUCGUCUUCACCGCCGCCUCCCUCCACACCUCCAAAACCCGUCUCCUUCUCCAACGCUCUCUCUGCCAUCCCCUAUGUCUUCAAGCCCCUCUUAUUUUCGGGGUUCGCUGUUUUUGUGCUGUACUUGGCGAGUGUCGUGUCUGUGCUGGAGCUGGUUUACGGGUUUGCUGCAAUGAAGAACACUGGGAUGGCGUUUGUGCUUGUUUUAGGGUACUUGACUAGCUGUGGAUUUUUGGGACGAUGUGGUGCAUGGUGGUAGCAAUUACGGGGUUUUCCCUAAAUCCCCACAUCUCCCUCCGCCUCUUCAAAUCCCUAAUUCCAGCUCUGAUCUUGAAAAUUUCCUGAUUUGAGUUCUCUGUGCGUGUACGUGUUCGUUGUAGUGGACACUUCUGUGAAGAAGAAGGUUGAGGAGAUAAUGCCUAUUGCCACUGGACACGAGCUAGAGGAGCUUGCAGCUGAAGUUGAGUGUUGCUGGUGUUGCUGCUAGGGCGAGUACAAAGACUGUGGUGGCGACGAGGCUAUGGAGAAUGAUUGAUUCUUGAAAUUUAGGGCUUCUUGAAUCUUUUCAUCUUAGCACGGUUCAUCUGAGCUUGUGAUGAGGUAUCUGGUGAUAAGGGUUCAGAUGGGGAAAAUUAGACUGAAAGAAUGUUGAGAAAGACAGCAGAUGACAACACUGGUCAUAAGUCUUCAAGAUCAAGACAUGGGCAGUCUACUUUUCCAUUGAAUGAACACCACAAGUACAUACUCCGAACUCAUUCACCUCAACAAGCUGCAGAUACCACAAGCUGCAGAUACCGGAGCUCAUGCUAUCUGGUAACUAUUUUCCAGGUGCUAGAGUCGAGGGAGGCUGAGGAUGGGAUUGAUGAGAAUGAUUCAGUAGCUAUGAUGAGGGCUGCUGAGGAAGCCUUGGAAGCACAGAAAAAGCAAAAACCUUCAUUUGAGAUAUCUGGAAAACUUACUGUUGAAACCAAUAGAUUCAGGGGUAUAACACUAUUAUACACUGAGCCAGCAGAAGGACGGCCACCUCACGUAAAAUGGCCGCUUUAUGUUUUCAAGGGUGGUGAAGUUCUUGAUGGAAGAAGCUGACUUUUAGAGCAACUCUAAUGCCAAGCUUUUAUCAAGAGCCUCCGCCUCCUAAGGUGGUGCUAAAGAAGGUAUAUUGUUUCUGUUGGAAGUCAAAAUGCAUAAAGCAUUUUCUUGUAUGAUUCCUAGUCCUCUGGUAAACUUGGUUUGGUGGCAAUAAUUUCAAACAUUCAAUGUGUAAUCAAAUAGAUCGAUGAGUGGGGCAUGUAACAAAUUACUUGAGAAACUUCUGAAUGGUGCCUAGUUUCUGAAUAUAUAAUGCUAGUGUAUUCUUAGGUUCUGUUCUCUAAACAUGAGCAAAUAUUUCUCCAUUGUUACUGCAGUUGCCCUGUCCUUAUUUGGGCUCAUGUUAUUGUUUAGAUUAUAGUAGUCUAAGGUCCACUGAAUUAGAUGGUCCCUUGUACUCGUGCUUUUAUUUAUGAGUUUAAAGCAUUUGUAACUGUGGACAAUUGUUUCCUUAGUAUCUGUCUAGCUGAUUUGGUGCUUCCUUGAAGCAUUUCUUCUGCUAAUU
Messenger RNA from Rosa rugosa (rugosa rose), 1898 nucleotides. Its product is annotated as FHA domain-containing protein DDL-like. Bases 950 to 1390 code for a protein of 146 amino acids. The transcript is spliced from 7 exons. NCBI's taxonomy places the organism in Eukaryota, Viridiplantae, Streptophyta, Magnoliopsida, Rosales, Rosaceae. The record is from RefSeq and is a predicted model, not a curated record.